AUGUCGACAUUUCGUUUAGCUACACUUAAUGUACACGUAUUCAAUUCACCAAAAAACGAAAUAAACAAUAAUGAUAGAUGGAGAACAUUUUGUCAACGUCUAUCUUUACCGAAUUUUAUCUAUGGUCAAGGUGAUCAACACCAGCUUGGAAAUGGACUUGCAUCUCGUUAUCCAAUUGACUUUUAUUCAAAUCAACAAUCAUAUUUUCCAUGUCGAGGUGGUACAAGAGGUUUACUGAAAUGUCGUUUAAAGGGUGAUCAUCCAUUUACUAAAGAUAGAAUAUUUGCUGUGACACAUUUAGAUCAUAUCCAUGAGGAUAAUCGUUUACAACAAAUUAGAGACUUUAGUCCACAUAGUGAAAAUAUUGAUAUAUUGAUGGGUGAUAUGAAUGCAUUAACAAAAGAUGAUUAUUCAGAUGGUUAUUAUCGGAAACAAGUUGUUGAAAUGCGUGAAAGUUUUCAACGGGAAAAACCCCGGUUUGAUUUAACUAAACUACUAACAGAUGAAUGGAAGUAUCAUGAUGCAUUUAAAUUAAGAAAUCCACAAGUAAAAGAUGAACUAAUAGCAACAUGUCCAUAUGGAACACGUGUUGAUUAUAUUUACAUACGCCCUCGUGACAAUGAUCAAUGGUUUUUGAGCGAAUGUUCAAUUAUUGAUACUAACGGAGAGACAGAUCAUAAUGCUGUUUUUGCUGAAUUUAAACUAAAAUUAAAAUAA
Adineta ricciae is the source of this 717-nucleotide messenger RNA. Lineage: Eukaryota; Metazoa; Rotifera; Eurotatoria; Adinetida; Adinetidae. The record is from the annotation of a GenBank genome assembly.